AUGUUCGCAAAAGUCAAGGCUCUUCACAGAGGAAGUAACCAUGAUGUUGUUUUCUCCGUCUCUGCAAGGAAAAGGGCGGCGGACCUUGAGCUCCCCGCCCAGCGGCGGAUGACAGGGGCGCGGGAGAAGGGUCGUCGACCAGCGAUGCGUGGGCCGGCCUUCAUGUUCAACGACCACACCACCAGCAUGACCGCCGAGGAGGAGCGCUUUCUGGACGCCGCCGAGUAUGGCAACAUCCCUGUGGUCCGCAAGAUGCUGGAGGAGUCCACCACGCUCAAUGUCAACUGUGUGGACUACAUGGGCCAGAAUGCAUUGCAGCUUGCGGUGGGCAACGAGCAUCUGGAGGUGAUGGAACUGCUCUUGCGGAGGGACAACCUGGCACGCAUCGGUGACGCCUUACUCCUGGCUAUCUCAAAAGGGUAUGUUAGGAUCGUGGAAGCUAUCUUGGCCCAUCCAUCCUUCCAAGCCAGCGAGCGACUGACGCGGAGUCCGUGUGAGCUGCAGGACGAUGACUUCUACUCGUAUGACGAGGAUGGCACACGCUUCUCGCCCGACAUCACCCCCAUCAUUCUGGCUGCACACUGCCAGAAGUACGAGGUGGUACACAUGCUGCUGUUGAAGGGCGCUCGCAUUGAGCGGCCACAUGACUACUUUUGCAAGUGCCCAGAAUGCGCCGAGAAACAGGGCAGAGACGCUUUCAGCCACUCACGUUUGCGCAUCAAUGCCUACCGGGGCCUGGCUAGCCCGGCGUACCUUUCGCUGUCUAGCGAGGACCCGGUGCUCACCGCGCUGGAGCUCAGCAAUGAACUGACCAAGUUGGCCAACAUCGAGAAGGAGUUCAAGGAUAAAAAGAGCCAUAAAAAAGAGACCAUGCAGCACAAUUGCUUCUCCCUGAAUGACUAUCGCAAGCUGUCUAUGCAGUGUAAGGACUUUGUAGUGGGAGUGCUGGACCUCUGUCGGGACACGGAGGAAGUGGAAGCCAUUUUGAAUGGAGAUGUUACUGCUGAGAAGGAGGCGGGGAAGGGCCUUCGCUCUCUCCUGAGCAGGGUCAAACUGGCCAUCAAGUACGAGGUGAAAAAGUUUGUGGCCCACCCCAACUGCCAGCAGCAGCUGCUGACGAUCUGGUAUGAGAACCUUUCGGGCCUGAGGGAGCAGACCAUCGUUGUGAAGUGCCUGGUGGUGGUGGCGGUGGCCUUUGGUCUGCCCCUACUGGCCAUGGGCUACUGGUUCGCUCCCUGCAGUCGGCUGGGAAACGUCCUGCGCAGCCCCUUCAUGAAGUUUGUGGCCCAUGCCGCCUCCUUCAUCAUCUUCCUGUGCCUGCUGUUGUUCAACGCAUCAGACCGCUUCCAGGGCAUCAGCACCAUGCCAAACGUGACAGUCACUGACCACCCCAUGCAGAUCUACCGGGUCAAGACCACCGAAUUCAGCUGGACCGAGAUGCUCAUCAUGGUCUGGGUCACAGGGAUGAUGUGGUCGGAGUGUAAGGAGCUGUGGACCGAGGGCCCCAGGGAGUACAUGCAGCAGCUGUGGAACGUUCUGGACUUCGGCAUGCUUUCCAUCUUCAUUGCCGCUUUCACCGCUCGGUUCUUUGCCUUCCUCCAGGCCACCAGAGCCCAGCAGUACGUCAACGAAAAGAUCCACACCACCGACCUCUCCCUAGUGACCCUACCCCCGGAGGUCAAAUACUUUACCUACGCAAGGGACAAGUGGCUGCCGUCAGACCCCCAGCUGAUCUCAGAAGGGCUGUACGCCAUCGCUGUGGUGCUGAGCUUCACACGCAUCGCUUACAUUCUGCCGGCUAAUGAGAGCUUUGGACCACUCCAGAUCUCCCUGGGCCGCACGGUCAAAGACAUCUUCAAGUUCAUGGUCCUGUUCAUCAUGGUCUUCCUGGCGUUCAUGAUCGGCAUGUUCAUCCUCUAUUCUUACUACUUGGGUGCCAAGGUCAACCCGGCCUUCACCACGGUGGAGGAGAGCUUCAAGACUCUGUUCUGGUCUAUAUUUGGACUGUCCGAGGUGUCCUCUGUGGUGCUCAAGUACAACCACAAGUUCAUCGAGAACAUCGGCUAUGUGCUCUAUGGAAUCUACAACGUGACCAUGGUGGUGGUGUUGCUCAACAUGCUGAUCGCCAUGAUCAACAGCUCCUAUCAAGAAAUCGAGGAUGAUGCGGACGUGGAGUGGAAGUUUGCACGCUCCAAGCUAUGGCUGUCGUACUUUGACAACGGCAAGACACUGCCUCCUCCCUUCAGCAUCGUUCCCACUCCCAAGUCCUUCUACCACCACAUCAGGUGGAUAGUCGGCAUGCUGCAUUGCCGACAAAGGAGUGUGAAGAAGGAUCUAGAGCUGGGGUUGGACAGUUCAAAGUCCAGGCUCAAUCUCUUCACCCAGUCCAACCUACGCAUUGCAGAGUCCCACAGCAUUCUGAACCAACCCACCUGCUAUCAGCAAAUCAUGAAGCGACUCAUCAAACGCUAUGUUUUGAAAGCACAAGUGGACAAAGAAAACGACGAGGUCAAUGAAGGUGAACUGAAAGAAAUCAAGCAGGACAUCUCCAGUUUACGUUACGAACUCCUGGAAGACAAGUCUCAGGCUACAGAGGAGCUGUCCUUGCUUAUCCAGAAACUGAGUGACAAACUGAACCUAGGCCCUACUACACGCUUGCCCUACAAGUGACCCACUCCCCCGCCAACCCACAGUUCAAGAGAUGCAAGAGGGAAGAGUAUAUCAAAGCAGCCAACAUCCCAGCAUUUCCCCACACACUCCACAGUAACCCACUGGCCAGGUUGUUUUGUAAAUGAUAAUGUGCUAUUUUGCAUGAAGGUAGUUUAAACAGACAAAAUCAGCACAAGGAAAUAGCAAAAAGGAUUGCCUCACUCUUCUGUUGUAGGGAGAGGCUGCCCUUAGAUGUUAAGAUUGGGGGAGCGGAAGCUGAUCCUAGAUCUGUGCCUAGAGGAAACUUCACCUAAAAGCCAUAAUUUUCCAUUAUGACAAAGAUUGUGUUAGUGUUGGAGAUUUUUCAGAUUAAUGUUAAAUAUUGGCGAGGGUUCUAAGCUGACAUAUGGAAUUGUUUUAAGAUGGUCAUACUGUGGAUCAUUUAGCUAUUUGAAUUAGAAUUUUUGGACCCCUUUAGGUAUCCCCAAAGAAUUAUUAGAUAAAAUAUUGAAUUUGGCCUUUACUACUAUAGUCCAGAGAAACACAUUGAAUAACACAUUCAAACAGUCAACAAAUAAAUCAUGAGAAACAAGGUUUUGAAGUGUUUGUUCUAUAUCUAGGAGAUAUAAGAAAGCUCAGGGAAUAUAUAUUUUUUACACAUAUUUAACCACUUUUUGGGGUAGGCACAAAACUACAUUCAUGCUUCAAUUUUUUUUGUAAAACCGGUACCGGUUACCUUCAGACAAAUCCCGUGACACUUGUGGGGUACAUAGAGCAAAACGGAGAACAUCAUGUUCGUGAGAAUCUCCUCUUUCCACACUGGGGUCAUAUAAGUUCGUAGCCCAAACGGUUCGGGCGGUACAAACAGAAGUUGGCACGUCGACGGUACCAACUUCAGACGAGUCCCCUGACACUUGUUGGGGUCGUAGAGCAAAACGGACACCACCGUUGUGUUCGUGAGAGUCUCCCCUUUCCAUAGAGCAAUAGGCAAUCCACCUACAGACAUUUUCGUGAGAUCACCAAUUUUCAGGAUGUCUCACCGCUCUAGCUCUGCCACCUUUCACCGCAGAUGCGGAAGUGCGACAUCGGCAGAUGAGGUGGAUUGAGAUGAGUCCAAUGCAAAGAAGCAGAUACAGUAUUUUAUGCAACAAAUAGUGCUAUAGUCUCUGUUAAGACAUAUACACUUAUGGCCAGGGCUAUCAAACUCAUGCUAUGGCCGAGGGUCUGCUGGUUUUUGCUUAUGCUUUUCAAUUAAGACCGAAACAACCAGGUGAGGGGAGUUCCUUACUAGUCAGUGACCUUAGUUAAUUCAUCCAGUACAACGGAGUAGCGAAAACCCGCAGCCCCUCGGCCCUCCGUGGAAUGUGUUUGACACGUGCCUUAGACAAUGGUUGUGUAAUACUGGUUUCAUCCGUUUCUUUCUCUCGUUAGAGAUUUUGAACCAAACAGUAGAUCUGACAAGAAUUUCCCUCAGAAAUAAAAAAAUUAUCAGUCAUUGA
This is a messenger RNA of Oncorhynchus nerka (sockeye salmon), 4148 nucleotides long. It is a transcript of the gene trpc3, whose product is annotated as transient receptor potential cation channel, subfamily C, member 3. The coding region runs from base 1 to 2670 and encodes 889 amino acids. The record is from RefSeq and is a predicted model, not a curated record. Gene Ontology annotation, cellular component: plasma membrane; cation channel complex. Gene Ontology annotation, molecular function: protein binding; store-operated calcium channel activity; inositol 1,4,5 trisphosphate binding. NCBI's taxonomy places the organism in Eukaryota, Metazoa, Chordata, Actinopteri, Salmoniformes, Salmonidae. The transcript is spliced from 12 exons. Gene Ontology annotation, biological process: regulation of cytosolic calcium ion concentration; single fertilization; calcium ion transmembrane transport.